CCACAGUUUAGAUAAUCUCAAGCCCUGUGGGAAUGCAGUGGUAGGUGGAUGGGAAAGACCAGAGCAGAGGCUUGGGAGGAGCCAGCACCCAAAGGCUAGGAGCCAAGCCAGGGCUGAGCUGCCACGCAGUCCUGCAGGUCAUGGAAGGUUGCGGGAGUGACACCAUCAGAUCGCCUUUCGGAGAAUAAUGCUCACAGCAGGGUGCCUGGGGGACUGGCCAGGAGAGGGGCUGAUGUGGAGUCUGCUGAGUGGACGCCGGAAGGAAUGAGGCUGUGUGGCCAGGUUCAGCUGCUGGGGAAAGCCUGAAGGGUAUGGUCAGCAGAGGUCACACAAGGCUUGAGUGGCUGCUGCCCCUUGGAGUUCCGGAGGAGUGGGCCAGUCACGAACUUCUCUUCAGCCCUCAGGGCCCAUUUUACGGCCCCAAAGCCCCAAGGUGCCGGUGCUAGGGCCACUUUAAGUGAGGGCAAAGGAAGUGGACACUUCUCUCUCCUUCCUGCUCACUCACCCUCCCUUCUUGAAAUCUCUCAUCUCUAUCCUCCGCCGCUGUCACACCCACAGGAGAGCCAUUCCAAGGGCCACUUCCAAGCCCUUUUCCUUGUCCUCAAACCCGUGGUUCUCAACCAUUCCCAGCUUCCCGUCAAGGCUGCCUCGACGGCCCCCAUUCACGGCCCCCAGCCCCCUCUCUGGGCUGGAAGGUGACAACCGCGAAAAGGAGGGCGACUCUCUCCUCCGCGGGGCUUCACGUGACAUCACAUCCUCCGAACGCGAAAUCGGCUCCGCGGCCGGCCGAAGGGCGCAACUUCCCCGGUCGGCGUCCCACUGGCUCCUGCGCUCCUCCGCAGCUUCGAGCCGCUAGCGGAGCGGCGCCGCGGGGAGCGCGCCAUGGCCUCGCCGGUGACCGCCCUGCUCCUGCCGCUGGCCCUGCUGCUCCAUGCCGCCACCGUCCUCGAGUCAUUCUCGUUCCGGAUGUCGCCGGUGCAGGUGCAGGCUCGCCUGGGCGAGAAGGUGAAGCUGCACUGCGAGGUGCUGCAGUCCAGCAUGACGUCGAGCUGCUCCUGGCUCUACCAGAAGCCCGGGGCCGCCUCCAGACCCAUCUUCCUAAUGUACCUCUCCAGCACGCGGUCCAAGCUGGCCGAGGGGCUGGACACCAAUUACAUCUCCGGCACCAAGGCCGAGGGCGCCAACUUCCACCUCACUCUGCACCGCUUCCACGAGGAUGACCAAGGCUACUAUUUUUGCUCGUUCAUGAGCAACUCGGUUAUGUACUUCAGCAAUUUCGUGCCUGUCUUCUUGCCAGCGAAGCCCACCACGACGCCGGCGACGCCACCAGCCACGCGGGCGCCCACCAAAGCGUUGCAGACUGUGUCUCCGCGCCCAGAGGUGUGCCGGCCCUCGGCGGGCAGCGCAGUAGACACAAGGGGCCUGGAUUUCUCCUGCGAUAUCUACAUCUGGGCUCCCCUGGCCGGGACCUGCGCCAUCCUUCUCCUGUUAUUGGUCAUCACGGUCAUCUGCCACCGUCGGAACCGAAGACGCGUCUGCAAAUGUCCCAGGCCUGUGGUCAGACAGGGAGGCAAGCCCAGCCCUUCAGAGAAAUGCACCUAACAUGGCGACGGGCCCCGCGUGACAGCCACUACAAGACUUCAAACUGAGAACGCUCCUGACAGGGAGAGCAGGAGUCCUUCCCUUUCGGUUUCUCCAGCCUUCCUUCCUUCCAUAUGUAUUCAUUCUCAUUAUUAUUGUUUUCCUGGGGGUGGGGUGGGAAGAGUUAACUUUUUCUUUACGUGUUUACUUUGAUUGACACAAAACGAGACUCUACCAUGUCUAGGGUACACCGCAAGGGUUAUAAUACCGUUGUGCUCCCAUAUUGAGGUAAAGGGGAGGUAGGCCAGAGCUACCGCAAGCUGUGUUCUCGGAACCAGGCUGUGAGGGCUGGCGGGGGCCUCGGCACCCACUCAGCCCCAACCUCUUCCCCAGCCAUUUUACAAAGGAGGAAGCUGAAGCCCAGAGAUGGGCAGCAGCUGUAUCAGAGUCCCAGCAGGGCUCAGGGCUCGACCUCCACACAGUUCAGGUCUCUCUUCUGGAGGCCUCUGUCUCAGAAUGGGGAGCUUUGUCUCAAGCCUCAAGAGAACAAGUGAUUUUUUGAGCACCUCUGAUAGACCCAUUACUGCGCCCAGAGCCCCGAGGAGGUAAUGAAAUAAGACAAGAGAACUUGACAGAGUUCUAUGAUGUAGCUGAACAGGAUCAGACCUUUUAAUAAUCAAGCGUGAGACAAUACAGAUGACAGGAAUUCCUCAAAUAAAGUGGAAGGGGUGAACUGAAUCCUGGAAAAUGAACAACUAGACCUCUGAAGAAAACCUCUGUGAAAUCCCAAAGUGGAGGCAGGUUGGUUCUCCCAGCCCUUGCAUUGCAGAAGGACCCAUGAAAGAGGAGAGGCUGCCCUUUGCAAACAAGAUUUGAGCAUCAGGAAAGCUGAAUGGAAGUCAGCUCUCUCUAAACUUGAGAUUUUGUAUUUGAACAUGCUCCUGGGAUCAUCGGUGAGUUUUUAUAGUUUGUAAAGGCAGAAUGGUGACAGCAGCUGGUACAGGCCCUGGCCUCCCCCGGACCAGCAGAUGUGGGAACGUAGCAGACAGACUCUGGUGAGGAAGCUAAGAGCCCAAACUGCAGCCCUACACACGCAUUUCCUCUCUUACCAUGUUGUAGAAGAAAUGCAUGCUCAUUGGAAGAAAAGACUUAAAUAGAUAAGGUAAUAAGAAUCACCCAUAAUUCUUUACCUCAGGAAUAAUCCAUUGUUAAUAUUAUGGUGUACAUUCUUCCUGAUUAUUUUCUAUGCAUAUAUAUAAAAUAUAUACUUUUUAAAAAUGGGAUUGCACUAUGCUUUUAUAAGUGGCUUUAAUAAACAAACAUUUAUGGCAAA
Delphinapterus leucas (beluga whale) is the source of this 2914-nucleotide messenger RNA. RefSeq names its product CD8 subunit alpha (gene CD8A). The record is from RefSeq and is a predicted model, not a curated record. Gene Ontology annotation, biological process: cell surface receptor signaling pathway; cytotoxic T cell differentiation; T cell mediated immunity. NCBI's taxonomy places the organism in Eukaryota, Metazoa, Chordata, Mammalia, Artiodactyla, Monodontidae. Gene Ontology annotation, cellular component: external side of plasma membrane.